This is a messenger RNA of Chondrus crispus (carragheen), 522 nucleotides long. RefSeq lists its product as hypothetical. The transcript has a single exon. Gene Ontology annotation, molecular function: DNA binding. The record is from RefSeq and is a predicted model, not a curated record. NCBI's taxonomy places the organism in Eukaryota, Rhodophyta, Florideophyceae, Gigartinales, Gigartinaceae. Bases 1 to 522 code for a protein of 173 amino acids.
AUGGGAAAAGGGAAGCAACUGAGCACAGAAGAGCAAGCUGUAAUUGUGGCAUUAUCAAAAGAAGGCAAAUCGAUUUAUGCCAUUUCCAAGCAAACGAAAAGAUCGAGAGAUGUUAUAUCUAAACUUUUAUCGUCCCCAGCGCAGUAUGGGAAGAGAUAUGGUAACGCUGGUAAUGCUAAAAUCAGUGAGCACACUCGACGUCAUAUGUUAAGAGAAGCAUCAGAGGGAGAGUCAUCCGCUUCUGACAUAAAAAGAGCGCUACAGCUCCCAAUCAAGGCCCGAAGCGUACGUCAAAUACGUGCCUCUUCCAGUAAUUUAAAGUAUAUUAAGCAAGAAUGCGUUCCGCCUCUGACUAAACACCCUUUAGAGGACAGACUAAGCUUUGCCCGAAUUAGGUAUGCCUGGAAUCCAGGCCAGUGGGGCAAAGUUGUGUUCUCGGACGAAAAAAAGUUUAAUCUCGACGGUCCCGAUGGCUUUGCUUAUCAGUGGCAUGACAUCCGUCAAGAAAAGCAGAUAUUUUAG